Molecule: messenger RNA, 1152 nt
Organism: Exophiala spinifera
Lineage: Eukaryota; Fungi; Ascomycota; Eurotiomycetes; Chaetothyriales; Herpotrichiellaceae
Exons: 1
Coding region: 1-1152 (383 amino acids)
Source: RefSeq, a predicted model, not a curated record
AUGAGACGCAAAACGCGAGGGACUCUGGUCAAUGUCGUGCUCUUCUGCCUCGUCCUCUUGCUCAUCCUUUAUCUGAACAUUGCAGGCUCGGGCCACGGCCCCAAGAAUUUUGCCUGGCGCACAGUGCGCUAUCGAACAACCGCCUCGACUCUCCCGUCGGGAAAAGGGGUCUGUCCAGGCCUUUCGGACACGGUCAAACCAGCACUUGUCGUCGCUCGAAUCAACACAGAUAAUACGAAAUGGCUCGACGGACUUUCAGACAAGUACCAUCUAUGUGUUUACACUUCCGACUCGCCAGUGGACAAGAUUAAAGCGUCGAAUUAUCUCCAAGUGCCGGAGAACCGUGGCCAUGAGGCCAUGACAUAUCUAACGUUCAUCAUUGACAACUACGACGCCCUCCCUUCCACAGGUGCGGUUUUCGUCCACGGUGCACGAUGGUCCUGGCACAAUGAUGGCCCUGACUACGACAACGCCGCCCUCCUUGCUGCGCUCAACAUAUCUUCAGCCUUGAAGCCUUGGGGCUACCACAACCUUCGUUGCGAUUGGAGUGCUAGCACUUGUCCUCCUUCCGAAGCCGUUGCGCAGGGUAGCUUCGGGACCUCGAUCAACGCCAUGUUAGAGCCAUGGAACCAGCGACUCGUAUCUGAUGCUGCCCUACCCGAAGCCCUGACAGCGUUGUUCGGGAUGGAUGGAGACAAUCUCAAGACUGGAGUAAAGGUGCAUCUCGGCCGCCACGACGCUGUUCGGGCCCAGUGUUGUGCACAGUUCGUAGUCUCCAGGGAGAGCAUUCAUCGACACACCCGCGAGGAAUACGUCGCACUGAGACAGUGGCUGCUUGAUGGGAGUGCAAGUCAAAGAACCAAUUCCAAGUCUGCCCGAAACAUCAAGGCCGCGCCAUCAGAUGACCGUAUCGCCGGCCGCAUCCUCUCCUACGUCUGGCACAUCUUGUUCUUGAACUACGACCCUGUGAACGAGCACAUCGACUUGGAAAGGUUGAACGAGCUAGCCUGUCCUUCGGCAGAGCAGUGUUACUGUCAACUCUACGGCCGGUGUAAUCUUCCGCACUGCACACAGAGUCGCUGUUAUGGACAAUAUGUCAUCCCACCAGGUUAUCGCUUGCCAGAAGACUGGGCAACGACACAUGAAGACUAA